Daldinia childiae is the source of this 531-nucleotide messenger RNA. RefSeq lists its product as uncharacterized. The record is from RefSeq and is a predicted model, not a curated record. Bases 1 to 531 code for a protein of 176 amino acids. The transcript is spliced from 4 exons. Lineage: Eukaryota; Fungi; Ascomycota; Sordariomycetes; Xylariales; Hypoxylaceae.
AUGGCUUCCCCCUACGACAUCCAGACGUACCUCCUUGACCGGGCCAAUAUCCAUGACACAGUGACACGGCUAACUUUCAACUGCGACCGAAAGUCGACAGACGGCCUCAUCAAAGACGUAUACGCUCCCCAAGUCGCCCUCGACUACACUUCCGUGUUUGGCGGUCAACCAUUUGAGACGACUAAGGAGGAGUGGGCCAAGACUAUUACUUCGGCGGCAGCCAGCUUUGACAAGUGCCAGCAUAUAGUUACGGGUCUCAUCAUAGAACUCCCACAACCCUUCAACAAUGCUACCAGGCCUGACAAGUGCCGGGUUUUCGCCAACGCAACCGGCCACAUGGUUCGUCAGGCAGCGAGAGGCGGGCCUAUAAUGCAUGACGGCGCUCAAUUUGACCUCGAUGUCAUUAGAAUUCGAGAGCUGGAGCAAAAAGGGGAGAACCCCUGGCGAAUCAGCAAGCAGGUCGUUGAGAUCUUUUGGGAGCAAGGCAAUAGGGAUGUCAUCGUGGACAAAGUUGCGGAUAUUGGAAAUUAA